Molecule: messenger RNA, 889 nt
Organism: Myiozetetes cayanensis
Lineage: Eukaryota; Metazoa; Chordata; Aves; Passeriformes; Tyrannidae
Gene: NUDT1
Product: nudix hydrolase 1
Exons: 4
Coding region: 91-555 (154 amino acids)
Biological process (GO): DNA protection
Molecular function (GO): 8-oxo-7,8-dihydroguanosine triphosphate pyrophosphatase activity
Source: RefSeq, a predicted model, not a curated record
GGCCGCCCGGGCCCGCCCCGUCCCGCCUCCCUCACGGCGGCGGCGCGGGAAGAGCCGGGAAGCGCUGAGGCUGAGCGGGACCGAGGAGCCAUGCACAAACUCUUCACCCUCGUCCUGGUGGUGCAGCCGCCCCGUGUCCUCCUGGGCAUGAAGAAGCGCGGGUUCGGUGCUGGGCUGUGGAACGGCUUCGGGGGGAAGGUGCAGACCGGGGAGAGCAUCGAGGAGGCUGCCCGGAGAGGGCUCCUGGAGGAGAGUGGACUGACUGUUGACACCUUGCAGAAGAUGGGUCGGAUCACAUUUGAAUUUGUGGGCAACUCUGAACUCAUGGACGUUCACAUUUUCCGGGCAGAUCACUUCCACGGAGAGCCAACAGAAAGUGAGGAAAUGCGGCCCCAGUGGUUCCAGCUGGACGAGGUGCCAUUCAAUUGCAUGUGGCCAGAUGACAUCUACUGGUUUCCCCUGGUGUUUCAGAGAAAGUUGUUUCAUGGCUAUUUUAAGUUCCAGGGAAAUGGCACGAUCCUGGAACACAGCCUGAAAGAAGUAGAGGAAGUUUAAGAAAAGGGAAGCAUUCAGCUCAAGUGCUACUGCCCACACUGGGCUGCAACACCAUGAGUACAACUUAUGAGGGUUUCCUUGCUCAGCUCUCCAGAGACUUAUUUCCAGGUCACUGGAAAGUAAGGAAAACAAGGGGGUUUCUUAAAGCAGAAAUGAAAGCACCAAGAUUUUCCAAGGUGGGAAGUCCCAGGCUGUGGUAGGCUUUAGUGGUUAUGUGAUCAUAACUAUUAAAAACUUAGUGUUAACCCUUUUCUUCACAGCUGGCUACUGGUUUAGGCUUUUCCCUCAUGACUGCACCUUUUCUUUGAAAUAUUAAAAAUUUGUUUUAGUAAAA